AUGCUACACACCGCCCCUUCAAACCUCUCAACAGCUCAACUCCUGGAUCAUCUCCGCUACCUCAAAGCCCAAAUAACAGACCUUGAAAACGCCGUUCUGUAUCCCUACUCUGAGCUCGAAGAUCUUCAGCGGCAAGUGGCCGAGACGCGAGAGAUUUUGCGCGCACGAGGGGUGCAAAUUCGGAAACAAGGAGAAGGGGGAAAAGAUAAUCAAGAACAACGGAAGGAUGGGCAGAAAGCGGAGGAGAAUCAAGUCCGAGAUGUCAACGGAGAGGAGGAAAUGAGCGCUAUGGACGAGAGAUUUGGAAAUGGAUGUCUAUCUGUUCUUUGGAGAUGGCUUUUUGGGAGAUGGAUUAAAUAG
Molecule: messenger RNA, 360 nt
Organism: Glarea lozoyensis ATCC 20868
Lineage: Eukaryota; Fungi; Ascomycota; Leotiomycetes; Helotiales; Helotiaceae
Exons: 1
Coding region: 1-360 (119 amino acids)
Source: RefSeq, a predicted model, not a curated record